Molecule: messenger RNA, 2007 nt
Organism: Metschnikowia bicuspidata var. bicuspidata NRRL YB-4993
Lineage: Eukaryota; Fungi; Ascomycota; Pichiomycetes; Serinales; Metschnikowiaceae
Gene: DOT4
Product: ubiquitin-specific protease
Exons: 2
Coding region: 1-2007 (668 amino acids)
Cellular component (GO): nucleus; cytosol
Molecular function (GO): cysteine-type endopeptidase activity; cysteine-type deubiquitinase activity
Source: RefSeq, a predicted model, not a curated record
AUGUCCAACCCUUUGGUCGACAGGAUUCUUAACAACCCCUUGACCUUUCUCCCCGCCAAGGCCCCGGAAAAAGAGGUCCAGACCACCAGGUCCCCCGCGUACAUCGUUCUCAACUCAUCGCUAGCCCCCGCAACUCUGGAGCCGGCCAUGGGCACCAAGAAACACGGCAAACGCGAAGACAAGCGCCCCAAAUCGAUGGCAGAGGCCAUAGCUGCAUAUACGGGGCGCAAGUACUUGACGAAGGCGGAGAAGCGGCGCAAAUCGCGCCCGGAAGCGCGCCCGGUGGCUGAUCCGGAAUCGUCGAGCGACGACAAAUACGAGUCGGCCUCAGAAUUCCACCUGGAAUCGUCUGUAAUCGGCACUCAAGACGCGUCGGAAGACGUGGGUGAAGAUUUGGGCGAGUUCGCGGGUCUCUCCAAUGGGUCCGGCGACGAAGCCCUGGACCCCGACUCCGGGCUGGAAAGCUUGGACGGCGACGCCAGCGACUCCACAUGCGAGAGCGACGACAUCAGUGAUCUUCCGCAGAGGCCCGGGUCGCCGAUCGAGCGGGAGGCCCCGGAAAGCAGCGCCACGGGGGCCGAGCAGAACACGGCCGAGGAAAGUGCGGAGGAGGCGAGCGACGCUGAUUUUGCCAGUGACGACAGUGCGCUGGAGAGCGAGCUGGAGAGCCUGCUGGAGGACGAGCUGGCGGGCGACAGCGACAGCAAGGCGUCCGGCGGAAACUCCGACGGCGGGGCCGGGUCCGCGGACAUCCUGAACAGCAGUCACAACGGCGAGCCGGACAAGGCCCCGGGCCAGCCCAACGGCGACCAGACCCAGCUCAAAAAGGACUUCAGGCCGCAACGAAACACACACCUAGCAUCCCACUACACGCUCGGCGAGACCGGCGGAAGCGCCGUCUGCGGCCGUGUCACGCGUGCGUGGACCGCGCCAUACAAGGACACGCAGCCGGCGGGGCUCUUGAACUUCGGCGUCACGUGCUACAUGAACUCGGCCAUCCAGAUCAUGGUGCACAUCCCGGCCGUGCAGCACUACUUGGCCGAGGUGUUUCAGGGCAAACACGCGGGCGUGCCGGCCAAGUCGGUCACGCACACGUUUGCCGAGUUGGCGCUCCGAAUGUGGGGCGUGGGCUCCAAGAAAGGCGGGCCGCGCAAGCACGUCAACCCCAAGAAAAUGGUGCAGCGGCUCGACGACAUCAACUGCAUGAUGAGCGAGUGGCAGCAGGAGGACUCGCACGAGUACUUCAUGAGCUUGAUGUCGCGGCUCCAGGAGGACAGCACGCCCAAGGGCACGAAGCUCAACCAGCUGGUGCUCUACGACAUCUUCGGCGGGCUUCUCGACCAGGAGGUGGUGUGCCAGGAGUGCCGCACCAGCAGCGUGACCAAGCAAGAGUUCUACGACUUGUCCUUGGGGCUCAACAAGAAGCGCACGCGGUCCAACGACGGCAUCGACACGCCCGCCGACGACCACAAAUUGGCCGCCAACAAGUACACCAUCGAGAAGUCGAUCCGCGACUUCUUCAGCACGGAAACCAUCCGUGUCGACAGGGGCGACCCGGCGUCCGGCUACUUCUGCGAGAAGUGCCAGAAGCGCACCGUAGCCACGAAGAGGUCUGCCAUCGAACGCAGCCCGCACACGCUCAUGGUGCACUUGAAGCGGUUCAAGUUCAACGGCAACUCGUCGCUGAAGGUCAAGCAGCCCAUCCACUACCUGAAGUUCUUGGACAUGGGUGCGUACAGCCAGACGGAGGCCUGCAUCAAGUACCAGCUCAUGGGCGUCAUUGUGCACGAGGGCCGCUCCAUCCUGUCGGGCCAUUAUGUGGCCCACUGCCUCCAGCCGGACGGCUCGUGGUCCACGUACGACGACGAGUACAUCAACAAGAUCGACGAGGCCUCUGCGUUGAGCGACCCGUCGGCCUACUGCUUGGUGUACAUGAAGUUGGAGGAGAAGACCAAGAAGCGGGCCAAGGCUGUGGGCGGGGACAGCAAGCGCGCCCGUACGGCCUAG